AAAAAUAUUUUUGAAAAAAAAAAAAAAAAAAAAAAAAAAUUCCGAACAAUUACAAAUUUAUUGAAAACCGAAAAACAAAGUUUUGUGUCAAUAAAAAAUAAUUUCGAAAUAUUGAGCUUCUCAACAAGCCAAGGUCACCACUAAAUUAGCCGCUCAUCAUCAUCAUUGACAGCCAGUCAGCAGUCAACACGCUGCAACAUAAUGAAUCGAUUAAAAAGUUUCAAGCGCUUCCAUUGAAAAUUAUUGGCUGUCCUACCCCUCUCCCGCCCUCGCUCCCCCUCUCUCUCCAAUGCCGCUGAUUAAUUGAAUUUAUUGUGCGGGGGGGGAAAAUAUUUUCUAUUUAGCUUUGAUAAUUAAUUGAUCCGCAGCAAAGUUUUGAUAAACGCCCGCAAAAGAGCAAACAAAAUUAAGAAACGCCAAAGAAGAAGAUGGAGCGGAAGCAGCAUCAAAAAUGAUGAAAGAAAUGUUUAUAGCAAAUAUUGUGAAAAAUUAAUUAGUAAAGUUCCAAAAAAAAAAAAAAAAAUAUUUGAAAAAUAUUCGAAAUAGCAUUCAAUCGUCUGUUCAUUCAUUCAUUCAGUCCGCCAAUAGGUUGUGUCUUUCAUCCAUCAUCGGGCUGGCGUGCUUAUACUCUCCUCCUGCUGAGAAUUUCCAAAACCUGUCCGAUCCGGUCCGGUUGUUGUGAAAUGUUGCAAACAUUUUGUUGUGUUGUUUUCUGUUUUUGUUUUGUGUGUGAUAAAUUAAUUGAAUUAAUAUCGAAAUGAAUAUUCAAUAAUUUUAAUUGAAAACAUCGCCAAGAGAGUGAAUAAUUGAAUGAAGUGCAACGACAAAAAAAAAAAAAAAAAUAUUUAUUUUAGAAAUUUUACUAAACGUUUACGAGAAAUAUUUACAACAAUUUUGAAUUUAUGAAGAACAAAAAAAUAACAAUCCCACAAAAACCACAAAAAUGUUGAGGUAAAUUAACGGUCUUAAUUUGCAUUGAACCACCCAAAAAAAUCCGCCGUACAAAAACUACUCCUUCCAAAAUACAAAAAAAAAACAACAACAAAUAUGCUUGAACAUUUCGAUCUUAAUCCGUUAAAUACCACAAUUAUAUCUGCAACGAAUCCGCCGCAUAAUGACAUACUCAGUAGCUAUACAAAUACAACGACAACAAUGGAACCAAAGCCUAGUAUCAACGCAACCGCUGCGUCACUAUUAAACGAUAUCGUCAUGAACACCUCAGCCGUGGUGGUCGAUUAUGCCGCCCAAUGGCUGAAUGCCACAGCGACAACAAUGGCCAACAACAUAACGCACAGACUCAACGAAACAAUGGCAUCCACUACCAUGUUAGAUGUCCUGUCAUCCACAACAACAACAACGACGACAACGACACAACAUCCUUACCUGCCCCAGAGUAUUACAGAUGCCGCCACCUCAACACUAUUCCUGCACAACGACAACCUCUCAUCGAAUGCCAUGAUUGACGUCGACUGGCCCCUCUGCCACCCUCUGAAUCCCAACUUUAAUUGCAGCAUCGAGGAUUAUGUAGAGUUUACUCUCGGCCCCAAAACUUUACCCCUCUACAAAGCUCUGCUGGUAACCGUUGUCUAUGGCAUCAUCUUUAUCUCGGCCCUGGUGGGCAAUGUUCUGAUUUGCGUGGUUAUUGUCAGGCACGAGUCCAUGCACUCGGCCACGAACUAUUAUCUCUUCAGUUUGGCGGUGUCAGAUCUCAUUUUUCUCAUAUUUGGACUGCCUACGGAAGUGUUUCUCUAUUGGCAUCAGUAUCCAUUUCUGUUUGGCCUAACAUUUUGCAAAGUGCGGGCCUAUAUAUCAGAAGCUUGCAGUUAUGUUUCCGUCUUUACCAUUGUGGCAUUCUCCGUGGAACGCUAUCUGGCCAUUUGCCACCCAUUGAACUCUUACGCCAUGUAUGGCUUUAAGAGAGCUCUGCGUAUAAUAGGCGGCCUAUGGCUACUUAGCUUCAUUGCAGCCAUACCGUUUGGCAUGCUAAGCGAAAUUCAAUAUCUCAGCUAUCCUCCAGACAAUGAAACCAUCUGUGACUCGGCAAUGUGUGCCAUGUUUCCUCCGGAAGAAUGGUAUGUCUUUGAGGCCUCCUUUCUGUUUUUCUUCCUGAUUCCCAUGAUAAUGAUCAUCUAUUUCUAUGGGCGUAUGGGUGCGGAGAUUCGAGCAAGGACGGUGCAGAAAUUGGGUGUCCAAAGAGGAUCUCUGCAUAGGCCAUCCAGACACGAGCAGUCCAGGAAAGCUGUCAUCAGGAUGUUGGCUGCCGUUGUCCUGACAUUCUUCAUCUGCUGGCUGCCGUUUCACAUCCAGCGUUUAUUUAUUAUCUACGGUCGUGAGAGCAAAUAUUAUUUCGAAAUCAACGAAUGGCUUUUCUCAAUAACCGGCUUUGCCUAUUAUUUGUCUUGCACAAUUAAUCCGAUUUUGUACAACGUGAUGUCACAUCGCUAUCGUGUCGCCUUCAAGGACACCCUCUGUGGCAAAUGCCGGAAAAAUGGUUUCGCCCGCGAUCAAUCGAGUUUUCGUGAAAACACCCUGGCAACAAGUCUGUCUAAUAAUGGCAACUAUGAUAGGUAUGGUAGAUCCUUCCGAUAUACGAAUAAUCUGAAAGAUCGUAUGUCAAUAAAAUCGAGUCAUCUUACAUGGAAGAAAGCGGAUUACAAUUCAACACUGGAAAAGGAAAUUUCCCAAAAUCACACGGCCGCUCUAUCAACUGGAACCAAUGCCAUGGUGGUGUGCGUCGAUAAUGGCAUUAAUGGACGCACCAAAGUUUUCACCGAAAACGAAGCCAAGGAAUCUCUGUUGAGCAAAUAUAAGACCAACGAGACCUGCAUAUAGUCCAAGGCCAGAGUGAGGCGACAAACUUCGGUACGUGUAAAUUAUGUAUAAAAAGAGAAAGCAUUUUUUAAAUUUUAGAAUAGAAGAAAAUUCCUUUUCUAUU
Musca domestica (house fly) is the source of this 2935-nucleotide messenger RNA. RefSeq names its product neuropeptides capa receptor. Bases 1048 to 2832 code for a protein of 594 amino acids. Lineage: Eukaryota; Metazoa; Arthropoda; Insecta; Diptera; Muscidae. Gene Ontology annotation, cellular component: plasma membrane. Gene Ontology annotation, molecular function: neuromedin U receptor activity. The record is from RefSeq and is a predicted model, not a curated record. The transcript has 11 exons. Gene Ontology annotation, biological process: neuropeptide signaling pathway.